AUGACGCUCCGACCUUCUGCAACGGUGUUCGGAGGGGCUCUGCUGAAGCCCGUGCAGCACAGUUCCAGCCAGAGGGUGGAAUUAGGAGAGCUGAACUCCAGCCCAUCGGAAGGGCAGCAGAAUUUUCACAGGCUCAUUGUGGACAUUAUCCUGAUGAUUAAGGUAUGCCGACGUUUCCGUGCUGGACUGAAAGGAUUGUCAGGUUUUCACCUGAUAGAGAAAGAUUGUCGUGGAAAGAUUGAAGAUGAUAUCAAGAGCUCCAAUAUUGUGUUUGAUCGACAUGAAUUCAGCGUUUCAAAGGAUCAUUUUCCUUUUAGAGCAAUCCAAAUAACUAAGAAGCCGCCAACAUGGAGGACUGAAUCAGAAAUAAAACACCUGCGAAAUUGCUUGCAGCUUUUAGAAAGCUUCCGACAAUAUAGUCCAACGCUACAGUAUCUGUUGGCCAAAGUGAUUCGCUUUGAACGAUUUGGCCGCAGAAGAGUGAUCAUAAAAAAAGGGCAUCAAGCAACUGCCUUUUACUUCAUUUAUUUUGGUACAGUUGCUAUCACGGAUGAUGAGGAUGGUAGCAGUGCCUUUGUGGAAGCAGCUCCAACGACGCUUCAUAAGGGCGCUUCUUUUGGUGAAAUUGCCCUUUUGCAAAAAACAAAAAGAAUUGCCACUGUUGUCUGUAUGGAGGAAACGGAACUGCUGGUGGUGGAUAAAAAGAAUUUUUUUGCUUUUAAACUAGAUAAGGAACUUCAACAUGAAUUCAAAACCCGCUAUGAUUUUUUGAGGAAUCUAGAUCUUUUUCAAACACUGCCUGAUUCUUCAAUAGAUAAAAUAGCUAAUUUCUGCAAAAUUGAGAAAUACCAUUUUGGACAGGUGAUUACCACUGACCUUGCAGAAACAUACAGUAUGAUAUUUAUUACCAAGGGCAUUUGUGAAGUAUUGCGACUAGUUAACCUCAGCACUUGUCCGUCUUAUAAAAAAUGGAUCACUAAACAGCUGCGUUUUCCCAAACGCAGAGUACCCGUAAAAGAAAGGAAGCGAAGGGAUGCUGAGAUUGCCUCUGUUGACAGAUUCAAGAGCACUCUGUGGUCCUCUUACUCGGGACACAAAUUGAGGGACCUGAAAACCCACUACUUGCAGCAGAAGAAUUCAUCCUGUGAAAGCUAUGAAAAGCAGAUCUGUCUCUCCGCUAAGAAUUGUAAAAGUGUAGUGAUAAAUGUGCAGAAGCAUGAUAAAAGUCCAAGCACGGUACAGGAAAAUGGAAGUCUCCUUCCUGAACCACUGCAACCUGAUGAACAAGAGAGGGUGCAGAACAUUAUAUCAGGGGUCUUCAGACAGAAAUCUGCCUACUCUACAGCCUAUGGAGACAUGCCAGAUUCUGUUGCUGCGGCUGUAUAUAUCCGACUAGAUCAACUAAAUAAAGGAGACUACAUAAUAAAUCUGGAAGACAAUCGCGUCAUCGUUUUGGUCAGCCAAGGAGCUGAGAUCAUCCAACUGAAAAAAGAAAAGAUUGAGUUGUGGGCUGAUGACGUUACUACCGUGAAAUUGAGCAAACUGAAGGUUAAAUAUCCCAGUGAUGAUGAGCUGUGUCAGGUCUUCCUUCGACAGAAUGCCUGGGAAAUGUUUAAGAAGGAUCUAUUGAAACUUGUGAUGCAGCCCAAACUCAUGAAGAUGGUACAUCCUCCACAUCCAUGCCCUACAGCUGAAGUCUAUGAUUCUUGGUGUUUGAAUCAACAAGGAAUCUUGGAUCUUUCUUCCUUAUGUUGCAGAAUGCCAUGUCUACCAGAUAAACACAAACAUGUUCCUGCUCAAUUAAGCCGUACAAAAGAAAGUCUACCCGUUAUUCAACCAAAGUUGGUUCAUGGCAUCUCAGUAGUACGUCCCAAUUUGGAUGGAGCAUUUUAG
Molecule: messenger RNA, 1893 nt
Organism: Python bivittatus (Burmese python)
Lineage: Eukaryota; Metazoa; Chordata; Lepidosauria; Squamata; Pythonidae
Source: RefSeq, a predicted model, not a curated record